CAUGAACCUUUUUUAGAAGAGAAAGUUUGAAACCAGUGUGCUUGACUAACCCAAGCUGAUUGACAUUGAACAGUUUGUUAGACUGGAGGUUAAACUAUUCAAGUUCAGACAUCCAGUUUCUCUGCAUAUUCAAACAAAACUUCCCCAGAAACUGAGAUGGUCGCUGUGUUUCUGCUCGUGUGCAUCUCACUGAAGCUGUUCCUUCAGACUCAAGGUCAAAACAUCCAUAAGGCAAAGAUUUAUGGUAUAUCCAGAGAGAUUCCAGAAGGUGAUGACCUUGAGGUUACUUGCAGCACGUUUGGUUAUACAAAAAAGAUUGUUUAUUUAUAUCUGUGUCAAAACGGGAAAGCUAUAGAUAUGAAAAAACAAUGCAAUCUCGAAGACACAGUCUUUAGAAUACAGCAUAUAGAAAAGAAAAAGACAGGAAAUUAUAGCUGUGUGUUCUCAGAAGAUCAUUUGAAAACAACUGAAGUGAUGGGAUAUGGCGAAAACAACAUCUUCAUAAAUGUGACCGACUUUAAGACUGCUGAGAUCCGUUUACUUGAGUCUGAAGUACAAGAGGGAAGUGAUGCUGAGUUCACCUGUACACCAUCAAAGUUUUUAAACAGAACCCAGACCAGACAGUUGAUUUUAGCAAUUUUAAUAAAAAAUGGAACGAAUGUCUUUGUAGUCAGUAUUUUGGACCCAAAGGAGACAAUGGCAACAUUCACGCUUAGAAAAGUCAGGAAGGAUGACGCUGGAACAUACAGUUGUGUUGUGAUGAUGAACACACUCUUUCAUCCGGAAAAGUGGGUCUCUGGAAAAAAUGAAGUCAUCCUUCACAUAACAGCUGCACCUGUGGUGUACAGUAGCACUGGAGAGGUCAAAAUAUUCAUAGUGUGUUUAAUCGUAUUAUUGUUCACCAUUCUGUUACUGGGAAUUUUGGCAAUGAUCCAAAAGCAAGGACUUCUUGGAUGCCUUAAUAAAAGAUGUCUGGAGAACGAGAAGGAGCCUAGAGAAGUAGUCCGAGUAUGCCAUGAAGAAACAGGUGAAGCUGAAGCUGCUUGUGCAAUAGAAAGCAUCUGUCACUUCUCUGAGUGGGAUGACUUCUCUGAUACCGAGGAAGACGACCUGCAUAUUUAUCAGGAACAUCGGGAUAUUGAAGAAAACUAUGCCGUGUCUACUAAAAGGCAACAAAGCAUUGUAAAAUUCGUCUGUGAUGUGUGAAUUUCUGAGGUAGCGUUGGUUGGAUUCAGCCAUAACAUUUUUUUUUUAAUGGUCUGAGUAUUUGAUGAACAUAUAAUACAUGUUAAAAGCAUUCGGUUAAUAAUCUCAUUUUUGACAGAGGUGGAGUUUAGAUGCUUUUGCAUCUGAGCUCCUCAUAGAUUUAUAUGAAUAACCUGAUCUGAUGUCCUUCUUUUAGACGUGGCUCACAAUGUAAAGAUUUGCCUUCAGUGUUUGGAAAGUACAUACUAUUAAAAAUAAUAGUUUUAUUUUUGCCACUGACCCUUAUACGCUGCAGCCGAUGCAUAUUUAACCACCUUCACAGAAAAUUAUGUGUCAGGUAGGAAGUGAAACGAGAAUAGAAAUGGACCAGAAUGCAUGGUGCACGUCCAGCAAACGUGUAUCUGCUCAUGAAAUAGGUGUAACCACAAAACACUGUAGUCAAAAUAACAUACCCCUGCUUUGUGCUUUUCACUGCAGCUUAUGAACACAAGAACAAGACGAACAUUUUGCGAUUAAAACACAUAAACCCAACACCACUACAGUUUAAUUAAGCACUAUCGCUUGAGUAGGAGUGUGACAUGGCUCUAUAUCAUCAUUAGGCCAGAGGCAAUCACAGCAGUGAUGAUACAGAGCUAUAUCACACAUCUCUGAGAGCGAUAUUACUUUUAUACAACAGUUCGACGGCACACGUUUGAAAAAAAGAAAACUAAAAAACAACAACAGAGUGAUUUUAAAAACCUUUUUGUUGGGAAAAUGCUUUCUUCCACCACGGAUUUGAAGCUCAGAAUGAAAGGUAACCCUUUCAACCCGUUUUAACAACUCAAUAGAUGGAAUAGCCGUUUCUCAAUACUGUUUCUUGGUCACAAAGUGUAGUUUUAAGAUAAGUUCAGGUGAGAAUAUAUAUGAAUGCCCUGAAAUGUAAGGCCAAAACGUCUCGAUCGCCCCCCAGUGACUGGUCCUAGUAUAGGUCAUAGUAAACCCCAUUUCCCCCAUGUUAUUCAAUGGGACUAACUAAACAAUUUAAUUACACUUCAAAUAUCUUGUUUCCGAAGCUGGUUUCUGUCAUUUAAUGUAGUUUUUAUCACGCUGAUGUAAAUUCAAGUGUUUUCUUUUUUAAAUAAGUUUGUUUUUAGUUUGUUUUUUAUGCUAUAAAUCCGGUGGUGUGACAUCAUGAUUGACAGCUGUGAUUGACAGCUAUCUGAGCCAGGCGACGUAGUCACAUAAGCAUCAAUACACUUUUUCUCUUUGCUUACCCCAUUGGCAGAUUUUUUUGCUUGGUUUAUGAACAAAAUCCCUUAAAUUUGAUAUUUUUGGUCUAAAAACUAGACUUAUUUUCUUGGGUCGUUUUGCUCAUCAAGAAAAAGAAUCUUACUUUUUAGAUAUUUUUACUGAAAACAAAACAAAAAUACUAAGAUUUUUUUUUCUUGAAAAUAAUUUUUUUGCAGUGUAAUAAGCGGGAUAAUUUACAGCAGCUGGUUGUUAUUGCAAAUAAGCUCCUCCUCUUCGCGUUCAGUCCUGAUCACACUGUCUGGGAUUAUUUCUGCAAUAACAACCUGCUGCCUAUACAUUAUCCCUUACUUAAGAUACCUUAGUUGUGAAAUUUUUAUCUAUGCUUUGAUAUUCUGUGUUGACAUGAUUGUAAAGUGUUUUACUGUAAAUAAUUGUAUUGCAUAUAGGCGGACCUAUAAAACUUAAAUUGAAUGUUGUAUUUUUAUGUAAUUUCUUUUUCUCUGUUAGACAGCUUUGUGAAAUUCUUGGAUGGUC
Messenger RNA from Paramisgurnus dabryanus, 2970 nucleotides. RefSeq lists its product as uncharacterized. The record is from RefSeq and is a predicted model, not a curated record. Lineage: Eukaryota; Metazoa; Chordata; Actinopteri; Cypriniformes; Cobitidae.